Molecule: messenger RNA, 4254 nt
Organism: Selaginella moellendorffii
Lineage: Eukaryota; Viridiplantae; Streptophyta; Lycopodiopsida; Selaginellales; Selaginellaceae
Exons: 6
Coding region: 242-4129 (1295 amino acids)
Biological process (GO): cell wall modification
Molecular function (GO): pectinesterase activity; pectinesterase inhibitor activity
Source: RefSeq, a predicted model, not a curated record
AAGAAUAUUCUUUUACAUCCAAUAUUUCUGUGAAAUUGCACAUGCAUCAUUUAAUAUAUAUUGCCAAAGUUGGUAAGGAAGAACGAAUGUCAAGAAGCUGCACGUUGUUCAUCAUGUGGUCUCCCUUGUCACAGGUUUUGGAAACGAAAAGCGCUCGUCUAUUUCUCUCUGUGGGGGAAACAAGCAUCAAUCCAGGUUCUCAUAGUGGCUAGCUAUCUCGUAGAAGGGGGCUUUAAAAACCAUGAAGCCCUUAAACUUCGUCAAUAGCUUCGAUCCAUACGCAGCCCGACUAGAAGAGGCCAAGGCGCGAAGAAAGCGCUGCAUUAUCAUCUCCGCCAUAGCCACACUGCUGCUGCUCGUCUUGGUUCUAGGCAUAGGGAUUGGAGUCUCGGUCACCAGAUCCCACCAGAGGUCGGAGAGCUCUUCCAAUCGCCAGGGGGCAAACGCUGGAUCAUCCAACUCACUGCUCGCGCUUUGCAACAGGACGGCAUUUCCCCCAUCCUGCAUUUCCUCGCUCUCUGGCUAUCCCGACGCUCCAGGCGCCAAUCCCAAGAAGCUAGCUCUGCUUGGAAUCACAGCCGCGGUGGAGGAAGUGAAGAGAUCCCUGGCUCUCGUCCACAACAUCUCCAGCGAGCUGGAAACCCAGACCAAUCUCGUCAACCUCACCACCAUGGACGCACUGGGCGACUGCUCCGACAAUCUUCUCGACUCACUCGACCACCUGGAUCACUCCAUGUCGGAGCUCGACACCCUCGACCUCAAAUCCUUUCGGGGCUUCUCGCCGUCCAUGGAGAACAUCCAUACCUGGCUCAGCUCGGCGCUCACAUUCCACACCACCUGCGCCGACGCGAUCGACAGCGAGCGGCAGCAGGAGAAGCUGUUGCCACUGCAAGCAAGAUCCGAGUACGUCCAGGAGAUCCUCACGAACGCUCUCAGCUUCUUCGUCGCGUUCAAGGCCCUCUUGGACAAGACCUUCCCGGGAACUCCAACAAGAAGGAGAUUGCUCAGCUCGCCGCCACUGAGCUCUCUCCCAGAGUGGAUCACAGAUGCCCAGAGGCGGCAUUUGCUGCAACAAGGGGGUUCCAGCGAGAUGGCGCCCGCAAAUGCCAUUGUCGCGAAAGAUGGCAGUGGUCAGUUCGUGUCCAUUCAAGAGGCGAUUGACGCGGCACCGCUCAAGAGCCGCACAAUGCAUGUGAUAUACAUAAAGCAGGGGAUUUAUGACGAGGCAGUGGUAGUACCCAAGGCAGUGACUAAUCUCGCCUUCCUGGGCGAUGGAAUUGACAAGACGAUCAUCCAGGGCCAAAGAAGCGUCGCUGGAGGCUCCACCACCUUUGGCUCUGCCACCCUCGCGAUCAAUGGGCGAGGAUUCGUUGCCAGCCACUUAAGCGUACGAAACCUGGCCGGACCCAAAGGACGCCAAGCAGUGGCCGUCCGGGUGAGUGGCGAUCAAGCAGCCUUCUACCGGUGCUCCUUCAAUGGCUACCAGGACACCCUGUACGCUCACUCGAGCCGGCACUUCUACAGAGAAUGCGUUGUCUCCGGGACCGUCGACUUCAUCUUUGGAAACGCUGCAGCAGUCUUCCAACGGUGUAACAUCCAGGCACUGCUCCCGGAUCCUGGCCAGAAGAUCAUGAUCACGGCGCACGGCCGCGUCACCGAUCUCCAAAACACGGGCUUUAGCUUCCAUGGCUGUCGAGUGGAAGGCUCCGGUCGGCUGGUGGCGCAGAGUCACAGAUUCCCUGCGUACCUGGGGCGCCCCUGGAAGGACUACGCCACCACCGUCUUCAUGCAGUCGGACAUCGGGGGGAUAAUCUAUCCGGCUGGCUGGAGCGAGUGGGAAGGAGCACCGCUUCACAGAUACAAGACCGUCUUCUUUGGCGAGUACCUCAACACCGGAGCAGGCGCGGCUCAAUCAGGCCGAGUGUACUGGAGCGUUCCAAGCCUCACCAUGGACCAGGCCCGGCAGUUUACUGUCGGGAAGCUCAUAUCUGGUCUCGACUGGCUGCCUUACAGUGGAGUCGUCUUCGCCAAUAAUCUCAGGGCGAGGAGACUAGCGAAGCUUUAUAAGUUUGAUGUAGCCCUGGAACUGUCCGUGGGACUCUUGAAUAUAGCUGCUGCAGCAAGCGCUGUAGCGGCAGCAGCAGCAGCAGCAGCAGCACAUAAGACAAUUCCCACACGUCCCAGCGAGCCACCCAGCCAAGUUAUAACGUUUCCAUGUGCUUGCGAGAAAGAAAGCUGUGGUGGAUUGGGACCUCGCACUAUUUGCGGCACUGUCGCAGGGCGGGCUGUUUUUCAGUUGUAUGAGUGUGUGUGCCUUGGUGAUGCAUUGCUCGCUGGUGAGGUGAUGGCUUCUUCUUCUUCUCCUUCUUUCUCGUCGUCUCUACGCAACCACAACGUUGUUUCCUCCUCCUCUUCCUGCUGCUCCCGCUACUGCUUAAGAAAUCUAGUCUUCCUCCUCUUCCUCCUCUGUGCAGCUAAUGUUGUGACUGCCAGUGGUGAUGAUGAUCGCGGCAGGAACUUGGGAGCAAUGAACACCACCGGGAAUAUCAGCCUAGUGUGCCAGGCAACCCAGUUCCCCGACGUUUGCUACUCGUCGCUGGUGACAAGUCCUGGAGCAACCAAUGCCAAGUAUUCCCAGCAGCUCGUCGGCAUCUCAAUCACCAUCGCCUACCAAGGCGUGAACGAGAGCGACGCCUUCGCCGACCAGCUCAUCCAGGAGUCCGCCUCCGACGUAAGUGUCAAGGGCAUCGCUCGGGACUGCAAGGACCUUCUCACGUCCUCCAAGUUCUGGCUCCAGGAAUGCGUCGACUCCGACCUGGACAAGCAAGUCCAAGACAUGCAGCAAUGGCUCAGCGGGGUUCUCACAUAUCAGACCGACUGUACCUCGUCGCUGUCCGUCGUAAAGAAGACCAAAUUCAUCAAGAAGAUGAUGCACAAGCUCGAGUCUGUCGCCCGUCUCAUCAGCAAUGCCUUGUCCAUGGUUGAUGCCUUCGCCUCUUACGGUUCCAAUCCACAGCACUGGAAACGCCCGACUCUCCACAAGCGAAAGCUGCAAGCUUCUCUGACUUCUUCUUUCUUCUCGGUCGAUACCACGAGCAAUUCAGCCCCGUCCUGGCUGGGAAUGCACGAUCGUCGCCUUCUCGAAGCCCCCGCUUCACUGAUCUCUCCCUCGGCAAUUGUCUCCCGCACGCCGGACCAGCCGCAGCUCACCAUCUUCACCAGCAUCCAAGCGGCCGUCGACCACGCGCCAAACCACUGCACCGCCCGCUACGUGAUUUACAUCAAAGCCGGUGUCUACCCCGAGAACGUGAGGAUCCCGCUCCAAAAGUCGAUGCUCAUGUUCGUGGGCGACGGGAUGGACAAGACCAUCAUCCGGGGGAGUAUGAGCGUGUCCAAAGGCGGCACCACGACGUUCGCGUCGGCAACACUCGCUGUGAACGGCAAAGGCUUCCUGGCCCGUGACUUAACAGUGGAGAACACCGCGGGACCCGAGGGCCACCAGGCAGUAGCUCUUCGCGUGGACAGUGAUAUGUCGGCCUUCCACAGCUGCUCGAUCCUAGGCUACCAGGACACCCUCUACGCUCACACCUUCCGCCAGUUCUACAGGGACUGCCGCAUCGAAGGUACCAUCGAUUUCAUCUUUGGCAAUGCCGCGGCUGUGUUGCAGAACUGUCUCAUCCGCGUCCGCCCUGGCAACCCGGGCGUGAUCCUCAGCACCGUCACCGCGCAAGGCCGCCUCGAUCCGGCCCAGUCCACCGGCCUCGUCUUCCAAAACUGUACCGUCAAUGGCACCGAGGAGUACAUGCGCGGCCUCCUCGCCGAGCCGCGCAAGCACCUCGCCUACCUGGGCCGCCCCUGGAAGCUCUACUCGCGGACGAUCUUCCUCCACACUUACAUGGAAUCGCUCGUCCGGCCCGAGGGAUGGCUGCCCUGGGAUGGAAAUUUCGCCCUCGCCACGCUCUACUUCGCGGAGUACCUCAGCUGCGGCCCCGGCGCCAGCGCCUUCUCGCGCGUGCCCUGGUCGACGCAGCUCAGCAUCGCCGAUGCCCUAGGCUACACCGUCCAGAGCUUCAUCCAGGGCGAUUCCUGGCUCCCAUCCACGAACAUUCCCUUCUUCCACUUCAUCUAGGAUCGAUCCAGCGCGAGCAGCGAUGCCGAUCGAGCGAGGAGCGGUCGGCGUCCUCGGCGCGGCAAUGCCCCCGCAUUUUCCAUGUAAACGAAUCUACACGACCUAAUAGAAUAUGCUAGAGACCA